This is a messenger RNA of Bombus impatiens (common eastern bumble bee), 1074 nucleotides long. RefSeq lists its product as uncharacterized. The record is from RefSeq and is a predicted model, not a curated record. The coding region runs from base 389 to 949 and encodes 186 amino acids. NCBI's taxonomy places the organism in Eukaryota, Metazoa, Arthropoda, Insecta, Hymenoptera, Apidae. The transcript has 8 exons.
GAUGCGGACUGUAAAUUUGUAGAUGUAAUCGUGCAAAUCUCUUUAACACAACUAAAGAGAGAAAUGUAUUCCAGAACUUGGAGAACCAUGUGAAACUGGAGCAAAUGAAAUUCGAAUCGAAGGUUCGGAAUGUCGAAACACAUGGUAUUGUAAACUGGAGAAAGUUGCUUCUAAACAUAAUAGAAAAUGUGAAACAGUAACUGUACAAUGAAACGAGAAAUCUCGGCUUAACGAGACUGAGUUCUUUUGUUGGACAAAAAGAGGGAUAGGUGAAUCGUGUCACCAAAACGUAGAUUGUUAUAUUGUUGGUAUCGAUACCAAGUUAUUUUGCGAUGCAAGGAAGUUAUGCUCCUGCCCAACUCAUGCAACUAAUAACAAGACAACUUGGAUGAAAGAUAUAAUUGAUCUUAGAGAUAUUUGUGAAGCAGAUAACGAUUGUAGAAAACGGAUCAAGAAUGCAAAAUGUAUAGGUCUCAAUUCCAGUUGCAUUUCCAAUGCUAGUUGUGUACCAAAAGAUUCAAUAUGCAAAUCGAAUGAUUUCAUUUAUAAGGAACAGUACAUUGCUAAAUCAGUCGACACGUGUGUUCAAGCCCUUUCGUAUGGAAAACCUUGUGAUAAAAAUAUUCAGUGUUCUGCUGUGACAUCAAACGCAGUUUGUUUACCUCAUCCAACUUCAAACUCGAGUUCCGUAUGCGUUUGUCCUAAAGGUUACCAUUACAAGUUCAAGAAAUGUUUCAAACGCAAAGUUCUUGGUAUGAACUGCGAGAAUCUCGGAGAAUGUUAUCUGAAUUCCGGGGUUGGAGCGUUCCGCAGGAACAAUCAGAGCGCAUGCGACUGGAAUUACAUUCAACGAAAUGACACUGUGUGCGACUUCAACAGUAGCAAUAUUACAACCAGUAUUAUAGGACUGAUCUCACUAUCACUCCUACUAACAAACAUGUUAAUUUAAUUCAAAGUUAAUAAACACGAUUAGUUACAAAUAUUGUGCCAAAAGUAUAAACAGUAAAUUAUCUUCUUUUGGAUUAAGUAUUUCAUAAAUAAUAUAAUAAAAUACUACGAAGCUGUGUAUUUAUA